AUUUAUUUCAAAAUGCCAAUCCAGAAAAUCCCUGUAAAAAACUUUCAUGUUUCAUAAACCAUUCACAAUAUGAGCAAACAGAGCAGAUCAUCUAGAUCAUCUAGAGUUUCCUCGAAAAACUCGUCUCACCCCCUAUCGGUUGAAUUUUCAGACGAAUUGCUUUUGGAUAGCAUCGACGGUACCAGUCUAGAUCAGUCCAGGCAUGUGUGCGAAGUUCUUUAUUCUGAAGCAAUACAUGAAUCACCCAUUGAUAUCAAUAUUAGCAAAAUGAUUCGGGUUGAUAUUGCGCCAGAAUUAACUUGGAUGAACUUUGAGUCGAUACCAAGAAAGAUGAAAAUUACUAAUAAUGGACAUACUGUGAUUAUGAGUGGAAAAUGGGGACAAGAACGGCCCUACAUUUCUAACGGGGUACUCAAUGGAAAAUAUGUAUUUUCUCAAGUGCAUCUUCAUUGGGGUCAAACCGAUUUGGAAGGAAGCGAACAUACAAUAGAUGGCGGACACUAUCCGGGCGAAAUGCAUGUUGUGCUGUUUAAAAGCUGUUAUCUAACUCAGGAAUCCGCAUUGAAGGAGAAGGAUGGAAUUGCUAUUUUGGUUUAUUUUCUUCAGUUACAAGAUCCAUCGAAUGCAGAUUUUCAACCAAUAUCCAGAGCUUUGCCUGCAAUCGCUAAGGCUCAUACUUCGAUCAAAAUUCCUCCUAUGCAAUUGGAUAGUUUAUUCAAUCAGUUUGAGAGUGAUUAUUUUUUAUACAGAGGAUCAAUAACGACUAGUGAUUGUGUCCAUCACAUUCUUUGGUUGAUUACUCGGUGUCCCAUUGGAAUAUCUUCAGAACAAUCAGAUUCCUUGAGGUUUUUACUAGAUAAUGACGAUGAGCUUAUUAGAAGAAAUUUCCGUCCUGUUCAACCCAUUCAUGACCGGCACGUUUUUCAUAUUCUCCCUUCAACUUCAACAUUCUCGACUUUAUUACCUAUUCAAAUGAUCAAGGGUGACAAUAGUAGUGGUUCUGGUUAUACUCAAGUAUAUCAAUUACUUUUUGAAAAAAGUAAAGAAGGACAAAAGAAAAAGGAAAACAUAAAUGAGCAAGUAGAAUUAAUUUUCAAAAAUAGUAAAAAUAUAGAAGAGACUGAUGAAGAGAUUGUAACUCGUACUCUAUCACUUAUUUCCGAAUUGAGUCAAUGUAUAAACCUGAUUUAGAAAUGGGGAAAAAUAAUUAAAAACAAAUAUUUAUUUUACUUUUUUUUAUUCAAAUUAUCAGUUGUUAUAUAGUUAUAUAUUCAAUACAAUAAAAAAUCUUAUAUGAUCUUCAAUAAUUCCUCAUUCUUAUACAAUAGUUAAUGCUUCUAGUUUCUAGCGGCUAAUUCUACCUUUUUUAACUAAAAAUCACCAAGCUAUUUUUCUAUAUGAAAUGCUAAUCGAAACUUUUUCUGUGAGAUCUGGCAUAUAAAAUGUUAAGUUUCUUGUGGCUAGGCGGUGUCUGAAGUGGCCUGACGUUAUUUACAAUUUUAACUUUUUCGCAUGGCGUGGAUUUAAGUUCACGGAAGUGUGCC
Molecule: messenger RNA, 1544 nt
Organism: Ceutorhynchus assimilis (cabbage seed weevil)
Lineage: Eukaryota; Metazoa; Arthropoda; Insecta; Coleoptera; Curculionidae
Source: the annotation of a GenBank genome assembly